Molecule: messenger RNA, 1092 nt
Organism: Perkinsus marinus ATCC 50983
Lineage: Eukaryota; Perkinsozoa; Perkinsida; Perkinsidae
Product: cAMP-dependent protein kinase catalytic subunit, putative
Exons: 12
Coding region: 1-1092 (363 amino acids)
Biological process (GO): protein phosphorylation
Molecular function (GO): protein serine/threonine kinase activity; ATP binding
Source: RefSeq, a predicted model, not a curated record
AUGUUCAACAGCAGUAAGAAAUCGUCUAAGUCGACCGAGAGCGGUGGAAGAGCGUCGUCCGGGAGCUCACCAACGGCUCCUCUGGCAAAGCAAAAUAAUCGCAUAGCUCACUUCAAGAGACUUCUCGAAGGCAAAAGGCUAUCUGUCCACUCCUUCGACUUGCACGAUACUGUUGGCACGGGGACCUUUGGACGUGUUCGAGUGGUGAAGCUGAAAGGCUCAGAAGAUCGCUCCCCGAUGGCUCUGAAGAUGCUGAAGAAAUCAGAAGUCAUCAGAUUAAAACAGGUUGACCAUGUUAAAGCAGAAAAGAGCAUCUUAUCGAUGAUCGAGCACCCCUACAUAGUCAAUCUGUUGACCUCAUUCCAGGAUGACAGGCGUCUGUACAUGCUGAUGGAAUACGUGAAUGGCGGAGAACUUUUCUCCUACCUUCGGAAAGAGGGUCGUCUUUCUAAUGAUCAUGCUAAGUUCUAUGCAGCGGAGAUACUCUUAGCGUUCCAGUAUCUGCAUGAUCAGGACAUCAUUUACAGAGAUUUGAAGCCAGAGAACUUGCUCAUUGACUCUAGCGGCCACGUCAAAGUGACCGAUUUCGGCUUUGCCAAGAUUGUUGAUGAUCGAACGUGGACCCUAUGUGGUACUCCUGAGUACUUGGCCCCUGAAAUCAUACAAUCUAAAGGUCAUGGCAAGUCCGUCGACUGGUGGGCGUUAGGAAUUCUCAUAUUUGAAAUGCUGGCUGGUUUCCCACCCUUUUAUCACGAGAGCUCCUUCGGAAUUUACCAGAAGAUUCUUGCGGGGAAAUAUGACUUUCCCCGACAUUUCGAUAUAAAGGGUAGAGAUCUUAUCAAGCGACUGCUCACGCACGAUCGCUCUAAGCGAUUUGGUUGUCUUAAGAACGGCGCGGAAGAUAUCAAGAAACAUAAAUGGUUCAAGGGUGUCGAGUGGAACCGGGUGAUGUCACGAGAGCUACCGCCUCCUUAUGUACCGAAAGUUAAAGGAGAAGAUGAUACAUCAAUGUUCGACAAGUACCCUGAAUCAGCCGAAGGGUCGACACCAAGCAUCAAUGUGAGGGAUCAAGCCCUCUUCGAGGACUUUUGA